Molecule: messenger RNA, 1358 nt
Organism: Macadamia integrifolia
Lineage: Eukaryota; Viridiplantae; Streptophyta; Magnoliopsida; Proteales; Proteaceae
Product: polygalacturonase
Exons: 11
Coding region: 1-1206 (401 amino acids)
Biological process (GO): anther dehiscence; pectin catabolic process; fruit dehiscence
Molecular function (GO): polygalacturonase activity
Source: RefSeq, a predicted model, not a curated record
AUGUAUAGAAGCUUGCUUGCGUACUGUGAAGGGUACAAUGGGUCUACAAAAACAACUACUACACAACUUGAUCAAGUGGGUAGUACUGCAACUUCAGUUAAAGUGGUUAAUGUUGAUGAUUAUGGCGCCAAAGGUGAUGGAAGAGAUGACACAGAGGCAUUUAAGAAGGCUUGGAAGGUAGCUUGUUCAUCUUCAUCUGGUGUUCUUGUUGUGCCUCAAAACAAGAAUUAUCUUCUUAAGCCAAUUACAUUCUCUGGUCCUUGCAAAUCUGAUCUUACAAUGAUGGUCUAUGGAACAAUUGAAGCUUCAGAUAAUCGAGCAGACUACGAAAGUGAUCCUCAACACUGGCUGGUGUUUGAAAAUAUACAAAAUUUAAUAGUUGAAGGUGGUGGAACCAUCAAUGGCAAUGGAAAUAUAUGGUGGCAAAAUUCCUGCAAAGUCAACAAAAACCUUCCUUGCAAGUCUGCACCCACGGCCUUAACCUUUUUGGAAUGCAAGAACUUGGUGGUGAGAAACCUCAAGAUCAAAGAUUCACAACAAAUUCAUGUUGAAUUUCAGAAUUGUGUCACUGUCCAAGCUUUAAAUCUCAUGAUAACUGCGCCAGAAAACAGCCCCAACACAGAUGGAAUUCAUGUUACAGGGACUCAAAACAUUCUAAUCAAGAGUUGUGUCAUCAAAACAGGUGAUGACUGCAUCUCAAUUGUAACUGGGUCUUCAAAGGUUCAAGCUUCUGACAUAACCUGUGGACCAGGUCAUGGGAUCAGCAUUGGAAGCUUGGGAGCAGACAAUCAAGAAGCCCAUGUUUCAGAUGUGAUAGUGGAUAGAGCAAGACUUUCUGGAACCACAAAUGGAGUCAGGAUCAAGACUUGGGCGGGAGGAUCUGGGAGUGUAAGCAACAUUAUAUUUCAAAAUAUAGCAAUGAACAGUGUCACAAAUCCAAUAAUCAUAGAUCAGAACUACUGUGAUGAAGUUGAGCCGUGCAAGGAACAGAAGUCAGCGGUGGAAGUAAAACAAGUGAUGUACAAGAACAUCAAAGGGACAAGUGCUUCAGAGGUGGCUGUGAUAUUUGAUUGCAGCAAGAGCUUUCCAUGUUCUGGGAUUUCAUUACAAGAUAUUAAUCUAGCAAGAGGAGGGGGAACAGCUAGUACCUUAUGUGAGAAUGUGAAAUGGACUCAAAUAGGGAGUGUUUCACCAACUUGCCCUUGAGGGAAAGGGAAUUAAAUUAAUUAGGUUUCUUGGAUUGAUUGUUAGAUUGUUUGAUAUUAUGUAUUAUAAGUACAAUUUAAAUUUGUUUGUGGGUUUGUUUAUCUUUGUUCAGUUCUGAGCUUCAGGUGUUUCCAUGAGGAAGGAAACCAGAA